AUGGGAGCUCCGGCCUCUGCCGGGGCGACCUCGACGGCUGCGGCAGGGCAGCCGACUCGAUCCUCGAGCACCCACCCUUCUCACUCCCACAAUGUUCCUUUGAGCGCUCGGAGGUCCGCGCCUCUCGAUCUGUCGACUGUGGAGCGACGAGGACAACCGAACAACCCCAAGGAACCAUCCAAGCGCAUUCGUCCCCAUGGAAUUCCCGAAGCUCCGACCUUCCGGCCGACAGAGGAAGAAUUUAAAGACCCCGUGGCCUACAUACAGAAGAUUGCACCGGAAGGCAGGAAGUACGGAAUCUGCCGGGUGAUCCCCCCAGAGGGCUGGCAACCGACUUUCGCUAUCGAUACCGAGCGAUUUCACUUCAAGACCCGUCGACAAGAGCUCAAUUCGGUCGAAGGAGGAAAUCGCGCGAACAUGAAUUACGUCGAUGGACUCGCCAUGUUCCACAAACAGCACGGAACGAAUUACAGCCGACUCCCAAGUGUCGAUAAGCGACCGUUAGAUCUUUACAAGCUCAAGAAGGCCGUCGAAAGCCGCGGGGGCUUUGAGUCGGUGUGCAAGUUGAAGAAAUGGGCGGAAAUAGGCCGUGAUCUCGGAUACAGCGGCAAGAUUAUGUCUUCAUUGUCGACCUCUCUCAAGAAUUCCUAUCAGCGUUAUCUUCAGCCUUACGAAGAAUACUUGGCCCGCGCUAAACCUGGGGUCCAACAACAGUUGGAACUGGAACAUGGCGGACCAUACACUCCGUCACCUCUUCCAUCUCCAAUGGCCAUGGCCCAAAGACCCACGACGGAAGACAACGGUACACCAUCUAAAGUCCGCGAUGAGACCCCCAACAUACCUCGGGCGAUUCCUUCACAUACCCCGAUGGCACACACCCCAUUGGGAAAUACCCCAAUGGGUCAUACACCAGUGGCACAUUCUCCGAUGGAAAAGUCCCCUGAAAAGCCUACACCUCCCGUCGAAUCCACUCCUCGUCCAGCUGCCACGGGCUUUACCCCUGUCAACACCGGGCUCGGUGGUUUCACUGCAGUCAACCGCUCACCAUUCACCCCGACCAGCAAUGGCCCACCGAUCAAGCGGGAGGGUGAGAAUGGCACGUCCACACCGCAAGUUGAACGUGAUGUUUCUGUGCCCAUGAAUGGCCAACCCGACGAGCCUCUGAAGCGCUCCAUCAGCCACGAUGAAGGUUCCCAAACAGAGAACGGCGAUGAAGAUGGUGACAAUGAGCGUCGUAGCAAGCGUUUGAAAAGGGAUUCGCUCCCUACCGUUGCAGGAUCUCACAUGUCCCUUCUUCGCCCGCCUCUACCUAGGCCCCGCAAGGAUGGAUCUCAACCAGUGGGAGAGAAAUGCGAAACUUGUGGCAAGUCAGACAAUCAGGAAUCUAUUCUUGUUUGUGAUGGCUGUGAGCUUGGAUACCACACAGAAUGCUUGGACCCGUCAACUACAACGCCAUCGGAACAUGACUGGCAUUGCCCAAAAUGCUUGGUUGGCACCGGGGAAUUCGGCUUCGAGGACGGAGGUGUUUACUCGCUCAAGCAAUUUCAGGAAAGAGCCAAUGAUUUCAAGAAGAAGUAUUUCGCCUCCAAAAUGCCGUUUGAUCCCGUACUCAACACGCAUCGACGUGAGACGGAAGAUGAUGUCGAAGCCGAAUUUUGGAAACUUGUCGUCGAUCUACAUGAAACCGUCGAGGUUGAAUACGGUGCAGAUAUCCAUUCGACUACCCAUGGAAGUGGUUUCCCGACUGUCGAACGCAACCCGCUAGACCCCUUUUCAUCUGAUCCUUGGAAUUUGAACGUACUUCCAUUCUAUGGAGAUUCUCUCUUCCGUUAUAUCAAGUCUGAUAUCUCUGGAAUGACCGUCCCCUGGGUCUAUGUCGGCAUGUGCUUCUCAACUUUCUGCUGGCAUAACGAGGACCAUUACGCCUACUCAGCAAACUAUCAGCACUUCGGCGCCACCAAAACCUGGUACGGUAUACCAGGUGCGGAUGCAGAGGCAUUCGAGACCGCUAUGCGCGAGGCAGUUCCUGAGCUCUUUGAGGGACAACCUGACCUGCUGUUCCAACUCGUCACUUUGAUGCCGCCCGACAAGCUUCGCAAGGCUGGUGUCAACGUCUACGCAGUGGAUCAGCGGGCUGGUCAGUUUGUGCUCACGUUUCCCCAGGCGUACCAUGCGGGCUUCAACCAUGGCUUCAAUUUCAACGAAGCAGUGAACUUUGCCCCGACGGACUGGGAGCCUUACGGUGCUGCGGGUGUUGAUCGUCUUCAAAACUUCCGCAGACAUCCGUGUUUCUCCCAUGAUGAACUUCUUUUCACAGCUGCUGCUCGGGAUACUUCAAUUGCUACAGCCAAGUGGUUGGCGCCUGCACUAGCAAGAACAUGUGCCCGAGAGAUUGGUGAAAGAGCUGCCUUCCUUUACCGACAGAAGGAGAUAGCUGUUCGCACCCCUGGUUCUGGCAUUGUGUCUAUGUCAGAUACUUUCGAACCCAAAAUUUUUGUUGAUGACAGCAAUAUCCCAGAGGAUCAAUCCCAGUGCCACCACUGCAAGGCCUAUGCUUACCUCACGCAGUACUUUUGUUACAAGACAGGCAAAACUUUCUGCCUGUUACAUGUGGAAAGCCACGACUGCUGUGGUGAGACUCCUUCUCAGAAAUUUUCUGAUCGUGAUCAUGGCCUGCGCUACCGGAUGAGUGACGAUGCACUCAAGGCGCUUGUGCAGAAAAUCCAGGAACGGGCCAGGAUUCCAGAAGCAUGGUCCGAAAAGCUCGACAAAACUCUGGAGGAUGAACCAAAGCCCCAGCUGAAGGCCCUUCAUAACUUGCUCAAUGAAGGUGAGAAAAUCCCAUACCACUUGUCUGGCCUCCAAGAUCUUGCGGCAUUCGUCCAGCGUUGCGAUAAAUGGGUUGAGGAAGCCAAUAACUACAUAACCCGGAAGCAGCAAAACCGGAGAAAAAACGAGAAGGCUUGGCGCAGGGCUAGUACAAAGACAGCGCAGCUGGACGAUCGCGAUCGUGAAGUCCGCAGAGUUGAACAUAUCUACGCCCUACUGGCAGAGGCUGAUAAACUUUCGUUCGACUGUCCACAGAUGGCGGCGUUGGAAGAGAAAACCCGCGAAAUCGAGAAAUUCCGCCAGGAUAUUAAUGGUGCCCUGAUGAAUCCACAAUCCCGACCGAUCCAGGAGGUCGAAGAGCUAAUCGAAGCUGGCAAAAACUUCAACGUGGAAAUUCCGGAACUUGAACGCCUGGAGCUGGUCUCUCGCCAAAUCAAAUGGACCGACGAAGCUGCACGGAAACGGGAUCAGUUUAUGAACCUAAAGGAUUGUCAUGAAUUUGUUGCCGGUGCCGAGCAGCUAGGCCUUCCCGAUAAUGACGAACACUUGGUGCAUUUCAAGGAACUUGCUCGCCAUGGCGAUGCGUGGGAAUUGAAAGCCAAGGAAUUGAUGUCAGUUGAAGCUGUGCAUUACCAACAGCUAGAAGCCCUCUCUGCACAGGCAGCUCGUUUCCCCGUGUCACCUGAUACACUAGCGGCCGUGGAGGCUAUAUUGACCAAGCAACGUGAGGCGCAGAGGCGAAUUCAGACUCUGUACGAAAAGAGCAAGGACCCUGAGAUGAAGAACCGCCCCAAGUAUAAGGAUAUUCGCGACCUAAUGGAAACCCUCGAACACUUGACUUCCCGACCCAUUGGAGCAAUCGAUUUGGAGCGAGAACAAAAACGCCACGAAGAUUGGAUGAGGAAGGGCAAAAAGCUUUUCGGCAAGGCCAAUGCUCCACUUCACAUCCUCAGAUCCCACAUGGAGUACGUCGAAAAGCGAAACUCGUACUGCUUCGACCUCGAAGACAGCUACAGACCGCCCGUGGAGCCCUCUUCCCGAGACAACUCACCAGAUGGUCUACUUGAGAAUUCGAGCAAUCCUAAUCCUUGGGGUCCAAAGUCACGCAAGAGAGAUGUGUUUUGUAUCUGCCGCCACUCGGAGGCGGGGAUGAUGAUUGAGUGCGAGGUCUGCCAUGAAUGGUAUCAUGGCAAAUGCUUGAAAAUCGCCAGGGGCAAAGUCAAAGAGUUUGACAAGUACACCUGUCCAAUCUGUGACUGGCGACAGAAGAUUCCUCGUGAUGCUGCUCGACCAAAACUUGAGGAUCUCCAGGACUGGCAUGCGGAAAUCGCAACCCUUCCAUUCCAACCAGAGGAGGAAGAAGUCCUUGAGAGCAUAAUCAACCAAGCAACAGCUUUCCGUGAUUUCUUACAUGGCUUCACCAAUGCUGCUUGUACAACAACCGAGGAAGUGCCCACUUUGAUCUUCUACCUUCGCAAAAUAGAGGGAGCCGAGGUUCUUCUGACCUCUGAGACCAACUUUUUCCGACAGGAGAUCCACAAGUGGGCACCUGUCGCCCCGGAGCCUCCCCCAAUCUUGGACCAGUCCUUGUCCACUCGGAAGCCCCGCCCUACCAAGCAACAGAAAAUGAUGGCUCAGCUUGGAGUGAACCGUCCCGAAGAUCUCCCUGAACAUCUUCGUCCCAAACAUCUUGGCGUCACGAAACGCAAAUCGGUCGAUGUCUCCCAGCAGCCCCCUCAAAACCCGCCUCCUUCUCUGCAGCCGGCGCCAACAACCUCUAGCAGUGGCCCACCUCCCAGUACGGGCCCAACGCUGGCUCAGAUGUCAGAUCCAAAUAUCGCGCCAUACCCAUUUUCUGCCAAUUAUUCAUUGCCUGCUAGCGAUUCCACACCCGCGUUUGCUCCUCUUUCAUCCUCAGCUUUCCUCCCCCAUGCCGUCGCUUCCCAGUCUCCCUCAUUCCUGCCUCGCUCUCCUCCUCCACAGCAAGACAUCGAGACAUCUUUGUUCAGCCCUCCACGAUUUGGACACGAUCCUCAAUUUGCGAGCAGCAGCCCUCGCCAGAAUCUGGAUGACGUGUUUGCGGACCUGACGAAUCAAGAAAUUGACCCUGACGCGGAGCCACAGCCCAUGGAGAACACUCAUGCCAACGAGGCCCUGGAGGCUCUCGUUGUGAGCAACGGCAGCAGCCGUGCUGGGUCCAUCCCACAGGAACCAACUGAGAUGAGUGAACCUCAAGAUGCUCCUAAGCUCGAGAGCGCCGACGUAGAGCUUGAUGACGAUGAACUUUGA
This is a messenger RNA of Penicillium salamii, 5118 nucleotides long. NCBI's taxonomy places the organism in Eukaryota, Fungi, Ascomycota, Eurotiomycetes, Eurotiales, Aspergillaceae. The record is from the annotation of a GenBank genome assembly.